CCAGAUAUAUCUUCCUCCUUUCUACCUUUACAUGCACUUGUAUACCUGCAUGACAGAUUGAAGUCAACAUUCAUCACAGAUUCCAUUUUCUUUGAAACGCAACCAUGGUGAUCUUGUUGAUUCUUUACAUUCAAAUGCUGACUUUGGAAAACCCGACUUCAGCUCAAACCCUGCAACCUGCAACAACCCAACCCCGGAAUACAAACUUCCCUACUUCGACUGUUGCACCCGCGGAUAGCUCUGUGUUGUUCUCCUGUGGAGGUCAACAGUGUCCAGCAGGUCAGGAUUGUUCAUCUGCCAACACCUGCUAUGACCCUUGUCAGAGCUACACAUCUCUAAAUGACUCCUGGCGCUCCACCAAUAAUACCGACCAAUCCAACCUACACUGUGACCAGAAUCUGCAGUGGCAGGGCUGGUACCGGAUGUUCCUAGAGGGCACAAGCGUGCGAAUGCCAGAUUACUGUGUACCGAUGCAACGAUGUGGAACGCAUGCUCCAAUGUGGAUAGAUGGAACUCAUCCCUCUAUCCAGGAUAAGGUGGUCCAGAGGGGAGUCUGUGGUAGUUGGACUUCAGGAUGUUGUACUUUUAGGUCAAAUCCCAUCCACAUCAAAGCCUGUCCUGGAAACUACUAUGUUUACAAAUUUGUCUCUUCCAACGUCUGCUCUCUUGCUUACUGUGCAGAAAACACAACUUCAGCUCAAAGAGUGCAACCUGCUACUACCCAACCAAUGCAACCUGCAACUACCCAACCCCGAAAUACAAACUUCCCUACUUCGACUGUUGCACCCGCGGAUAGCUCUGUGUUGUUCUCCUGUGGAGGUCAACAGUGUCCAGCAGGUCAGGAUUGUUCAUCUGCCAACACCUGCUAUGACCCUUGUCAGAACUACACAUCUCUAAAUGACUCCUGGCGCUCCACCAAUAAUACCGACCAAUCCAACAUACACUGUGACCAGAAUCUGCAGUGGCAGGGCUGGUACCGGAUGUUCCUAGAGGGCACAAGCGUGCGAAUGCCAGAUUACUGUGUACCGAUGCAACGAUGUGGAACGCAUGCUCCAAUGUGGAUAGAUGGAACUCAUCCCUCUAUCCUGGAUAAGGUGGUCCAGAGGGGAGUCUGUGGUAGUUGGACUUCAGGAUGUUGUACUUUUAGGUCAAAUCCCAUCCACAUCAAAGCCUGUCCUGGAAACUACUAUGUUUACAAAUUUGUCUCUUCCAACGUCUGCUCUCUUGCUUACUGUGCAGAAAACACAACUUCAGCUCAAAGAGUGCAACCUGCUACUACCCAACCAAUGCAACCUGCAACUACCCAACCCCGAAAUACAAACUUCCCUACUUCGACUGUUGCACCCGCGGAUAGCUCUGUGUUGUUCUCCUGUGGAGGUCAACAGUGUCCAGCAGGUCAGGAUUGUUCAUCUGCCAACACCUGCUAUGACCCUUGUCAGAACUACACAUCUCUAAAUGACUCCUGGCGCUCCACCAAUAAUACCGACCAAUCCAACGUACACUGUGACCAGUAUCUGCAGUGGCAGGGCUGGUACCGGAUGUUCCUAGAGGGCACAAGCGUGCGAAUGCCAGAUUACUGUGUACCGAUGCAAAGAUGUGGAACACAUGCUCCAAUGUGGAUAGAUGGAACUCAUCCCUCUAUCCUGGAUAAGGUGGUCCAGAGGGGAGUCUGUGGUAGUUGGACUUCAGGAUGUUGUACUUUUAGGUCAAAUCCCAUCCACAUCAAAGCCUGUCCUGGAAACUACUAUGUUUACAAAUUUGUCUCUUCCAUCGGCUGCUCUCUUGCUUACUGUGCAGAAAACACAACUUCAGCUCAAAGAGUGCAACCUGCUACUACCCAACCAAUGCAACCUGCAACUACCCAACCCCGAAAUACAAACUUCCCUACUUCGACUGUUGCACCCGCGGAUAGCUCUGUGUUGUUCUCCUGUGGAGGUCAACAGUGUCCAGCAGGUCAGGAUUGUUCAUCUGCCAACACCUGCUAUGACCCUUGUCAGAACUACACAUCUCUAAAUGACUCCUGGCGCUCCACCAAUAAUACCGACCAAUCCAACGUACACUGUGACCAGUAUCUGCAGUGGCAGGGCUGGUACCGGAUGUUCCUAGAGGGCACAAGCGUGCGAAUGCCAGAUUACUGUGUACCGAUGCAAAGAUGUGGAACACAUGCUCCAAUGUGGAUAGAUGGAACUCAUCCCUCUAUCCUGGAUAAGGUGGUCCAGAGGGGAGUCUGUGGUAGUUGGACUUCAGGAUGUUGUACUUUUAGGUCAAAUCCCAUCCACAUCAAAGCCUGUCCUGGAAACUACUAUGUUUACAAAUUUGUCUCUUCCAUCGGCUGCUCUCUUGCUUACUGUGCAGAAAACACAACUUCAGCUCAAAGAGUGCAACCUGCUACUACCCAACCAAUGCAACCUGCAACUACCCAACCCCGAAAUACAAACUUCCCUACUUCGACUGUUGCACCCGCGGAUAGCUCUGUGUUGUUCUCCUGUGGAGGUCAACAGUGUCCAGCAGGUCAGGAUUGUUCAUCUGCCAACACCUGCUAUGACCCUUGUCAGAGCUACACAUCUCUAAAUGACUCCUGGCGCUCCACCAAUAAUACCGACCAAUCCAACGUACACUGUGACCAGAAUCUGCAGUGGCAGGGCUGGUACCGGAUGUUCCUAGAGGGCACAAGCGUGUGAAUGCCAGAUUACUGUGUACCGAUACAACGAUGUGGAACACAUGCUCCAAUGUGGAUAGAUGGAACUCAUCCCUCUAUCCAGGAUAAGGUGGUCCAGAGGGGAGUCUGUGGUAGUUGGACUUCAGGAUGUUGUACUUUUAGGUCAAAUCCCAUCCACAUCAAAGCCUGUCCUGGAAACUACUAUGUUUACAAAUUUGUCACUUCCAACAACUGCUUUCUUGCUUACUGUGCAGAAAACACAACUUCAGCUCAAAGAGUGCAACCUGCUACUACCCAACCAAUGCAACCUGCAACUACCCAACCCCAAAAUACAAACUUCCCUACUUCGACUGUUGCACCCGCGGAUAGCUCUGUGUUGUUCUCCUGUGGAGGUCAACAGUGUCCAGCAGGUCAGGAUUGUUCAUCUGCCAACACCUGCUAUGACCCUUGUCAGAGCUACACAUCUCUAAAUGACUCUUGGCGCUCCACCAAUAAUACCGACCAAUCCAACCUACACUGUGACCAGAAUCUGCAGUGGCAGGGCUGGUACCGGAUGUUCCUAGAGGGCACAAGCGUGCGAAUGCCAGAUUACUGUGUACCGAUACAACGAUGUGGAACACAUGCUCCAAUGUGGAUAGAUGGAACUCAUCCCUCUAUCCAGGAUAAGGUGGUCCAGAGGGGAGUCUGUGGUAGUUGGACUUCAGGAUGUUGUACUUUUAGGUCAAAUCCCAUCCACAUCAAAGCCUGUCCUGGAAACUACUAUGUUUACAAAUUUGUCACUUCCAACAACUGCUUUCUUGCUUACUGUGCAGAAAACACAACUUCAGCUCAAAGAGUGCAACCUGCUACUACCCAACCAAUGCAACCUGCAACUACCCAACCCCAAAAUACAAACUUCCCUACUUCGACUGUUGCACCCGCGGAUAGCUCUGUGUUGUUCUCCUGUGGAGCUCAACAGUGUCCAGCAGGUCAGGAUUGUUCAUCUGCCAACACCUGCUAUGACCCUUGUCAGAGCUACACAUCUCUAAAUGACUCUUGGCGCUCCACCAAUAAUACCGACCAAUCCAACCUACACUGUGACCAGAAUCUGCAGUGGCAGGGCUGGUACCGGAUGUUCCUAGAGGGCACAAGCGUGCGAAUGCCAGAUUACUGUGUACCGAUACAACGAUGUGGAACACAUGCUCCAAUGUGGAUAGAUGGAACUCAUCCCUCUAUCCAGGAUAAGGUGGUCCAGAGGGGAGUCUGUGGUAGUUGGACUUCAGGAUGUUGUACUUUUAGGUCAAAUCCCAUCCACAUCAAAGCCUGUCCUGGAAACUACUAUGUUUACAAAUUUGUCACUUCCAACAACUGCCAUCUUGCUUACUGUGCAGAAAACACAACUUCAGCUCAAAGAGUGCAACCUGCUACUACCCAACCAAUGCAACCUGUAACUACUCAACCCUGGAAUACAAACUUCCCUAUUUCGACUGUUGCACCCGCGGAUAGCUCUGUGUUGUUCUCCUGUGGAGGUCAACAGUGUCCAGCAGGUCAGGAUUGUUCAUCUGCCAACACCUGCUAUGACCCUUGUCAGAGCUACACAUCCUUAAAUGACUCCUGGCGCUCCACCAAUAAUACCGACCAAUCCAACGUACACUGUGACCAGAAUCUGCAGUGGCAGGGCUGGUACCGGAUGUUCCUAGAGGGCACAAGCGUGCGAAUGCCAGAUUACUGUGUACCGAUACAACGAUGUGGAACACAUGCUCCAAUGUGGAUAGAUGGAACUCAUCCCUCUAUCCAGGAUAAGGUGGUCCAGAGGGGAGUCUGUGGUAGUUGGACUUCAGGAUGUUGUACUUUUAGGUCAAAUCCCAUCCACAUCAAAGCCUGUCCUGGAAACUACUAUGUUUACAAGUUUGUCACUUCCAACAACUGCUUUCUUGCUUACUGUGCAGAAAACACAACUUCAGCUCAAAGAGUGCAACCUGCUACUACCCAACCAAUGCAACCUGCAACUACCCAACCCCAAAAUACAAACUUCCCUACUUCGACUGUUGCACCCGCGGAUAGCUCUGUGUUGUUCUCCUGUGGAGCUCAACAGUGUCCAGCAGGUCAGGAUUGUUCAUCUGCCAACACCUGCUAUGACCCUUGUCAGAGCUACACAUCUCUAAAUGACUCUUGGCGCUCCACCAAUAAUACCGACCAAUCCAACCUACACUGUGACCAGAAUCUGCAGUGGCAGGGCUGGUACCGGAUGUUCCUAGAGGGCACAAGCGUGCGAAUGCCAGAUUACUGUGUACCGAUACAACGAUGUGGAACACAUGCUCCAAUGUGGAUAGAUGGAACUCAUCCCUCUAUCCAGGAUAAGGUGGUCCAGAGGGGAGUCUGUGGUAGUUGGACUUCAGGAUGUUGUACUUUUAGGUCAAAUCCCAUCCACAUCAAAGCCUGUCCUGGAAACUACUAUGUUUACAAAUUUGUCACUUCCAACAACUGCUUUCUUGCUUACUGUGCAGAAAACACAACUUCAGCUCAAAGAGUGCAACCUGCUACUACCCAACCAAUGCAACCUGCAACUACCCAACCCCAAAAUACAAACUUCCCUACUUCGACUGUUGCACCCGCGGAUAGCUCUGUGUUGUUCUCCUGUGGAGCUCAACAGUGUCCAGCAGGUCAGGAUUGUUCAUCUGCCAACACCUGCUAUGACCCUUGUCAGAGCUACACAUCUCUAAAUGACUCUUGGCGCUCCACCAAUAAUACCGACCAAUCCAACCUACACUGUGACCAGAAUCUGCAGUGGCAGGGCUGGUACCGGAUGUUCCUAGAGGGCACAAGCGUGCGAAUGCCAGAUUACUGUGUACCGAUACAACGAUGUGGAACACAUGCUCCAAUGUGGAUAGAUGGAACUCAUCCCUCUAUCCAGGAUAAGGUGGUCCAGAGGGGAGUCUGUGGUAGUUGGACUUCAGGAUGUUGUACUUUUAGGUCAAAUCCCAUCCACAUCAAAGCCUGUCCUGGAAACUACUAUGUUUACAAAUUUGUCACUUCCAACAACUGCCAUCUUGCUUACUGUGCAGAAAACACAACUUCAGCUCAAAGAGUGCAACCUGCUACUACCCAACCCAUGCAACCUGUAACUACUCAACCCUGGAAUACAAACUUCCCUAUUUCGACUGUUGCACCCGCGGAUAGCUCUGUGUUGUUCUCCUGUGGAGGUCAACAGUGUCCAGCAGGUCAGGAUUGUUCAUCUGCCAACACCUGCUAUGACCCUUGUCAGAGCUACACAUCCUUAAAUGACUCCUGGCGCUCCACCAAUAAUACCGACCAAUCCAACGUACACUGUGACCAGAAUCUGCAGUGGCAGGGCUGGUACCGGAUGUUCCUAGAGGGCACAAGCGUGCGAAUGCCAGAUUACUGUGUACCGAUACAACGAUGUGGAACACAUGCUCCAAUGUGGAUAGAUGGAACUCAUCCCUCUAUCCAGGAUAAGGUGGUCCAGAGGGGAGUCUGUGGUAGUUGGACUUCAGGAUGUUGUACUUUUAGGUCAAAUCCCAUCCACAUCAAAGCCUGUCCUGGAAACUACUAUGUUUACAAAUUUGUCUCUUCCAUCGGCUGCUCUCUUGCUUACUGUGCAGAAAACACUACUUCAGCUCAAAGAGUGCAUCCUGCUACUACCCAACCCCGGAAUACAAACUUCCCUACUUCGACUGUUGCACUCGUGACAAUGGGCAAUGCCAGUGUGGUCUGUAAUGAGACAUCCAUGACAGUGGUUUUGAAGAAGGCCUCCAUGGUUGGUCUUAGUGAGGAUCACCUGCGCCUCAGUGACCCAUCCUGCAGCCUAAGCUCCAACAGCAGUCACAUCUUCAGGACCAUGGCCCUCAACGCCUGCGGCACCCAGUUGGAGGAGGAUGGUGACAACCUGAUUUUCAGAAAUGAGAUCAGUUCCUUUGACAGUGCUGUAAUAACCAGAAGGCAACAGGUGGAGAUUGAGUUCUCCUGCAUCUAUCCCAAGAAGAGUAAUGUCAGCCUGGAAUUCCUGGUCCACAAAAUUCCAUAUAUUUUCAGAGAGAAGGGCUUUGGGAAGUUUACCUACCAGUUUGAGUUCUUCCAAAGCAGUCUUUUCAACAUAAUGGUGGAUCCAGCGACUUACCCAUUGGAGGUGGAUCUGCAGGAGAUUGUCUACAUGGAGAUUGUGUCGACAUCUUCUGUCCCAAACACUAAGAUGUUUGUGGAGUCUUGCAAGGCCACGCCCUCAGACAACCCCAACGACUCCACGUACUACAGCAUUAUACAAAAUGGAUGCACAAAGGAUGAAACUGUCCAGAUCUACCCCAGGUCUCAAUCACAGUUUCGCUUUGCAAUAGAAGCAUUCAAGUUCAUUGGGAUGCAUGACCAGGUAUACAUCAGCUGUGCAGUGAUCCUGUGUGAGGCGGGGAACCCCAACACUCGCUGCGAUCAAGGCUGCAUCAAUGAAAACUCUAUGACUACACCACCCCAUAAUCGCCUAGUCAGAGAGGCUGUUCUUGAGACCGCCACACACUACAUCUCUCAGGGUCCAUUGCGUAUGAGGAGGAGCACAGACAGCAAAGCUGUUAUGGCUUUGAACCUGAACUUGGUGUUCAUCGCUAGUUGUCUCUUGGCAGCAGUCGCCAUGGUCUCUGGAGUUGUCCUCUACAGAUCCAGCAAGUCAAAGAUCAAAUAUCAACCUCUCCCAACCAGCGAAUAAGGUGCCAGGGUGGAAUUAUCUUGAAGUGAUGAUUUCUACAUGGUUUCAUGCAAAACCCAAUAUUUGGUUUUGACACUCUUGGAGUUGGUGUUAUAAAGAAUAUAUAUUCUUGUAUACACUUGUAAACUCUUAACUCUUAUAAACAACUUUAAAGUUAUUUUGUGAAAAAGUUAUUACAAAAAUGUAAUUGUAGCCUGUCCAUUUAUGGAUAAAAUAGGUAGAAGGUAAAAGGUACUCUACCAGCUCAAUCAGCACCAAAAGAUUUGUAUGAUUUGAUUUGACUAAUGAGGAAAUGUUUUAUUAUUAACCAAAUAAAUGAAGAACAAAUCAAAUAAUAACAUUAACAUCUAAUAACGUUCAGAAAUAACUUUGUUAAAGCAAAGACUAUACUACAUAGUGGAGCACUUUGUUUGGGCUAAAUCUACCUUCACUAAGAUCUUUUUGUCUCUAAUAAUUAUGGGAUUAUAUUCUGUACUAACAGGUUUAACGAGUAGAGAAAUCGAUUUACCACAUUUACAUGCACCAUCAUUAUACUGUUUCUUGUUUAGGGAUCUUGCAGAGCAUAAACAUAUUGGGCUCUGUUCCUGAAUAAUAUAUCAAUGUUAUAGAAACCCCAUUUAUACUUAGAUCAGUCCUUUGUACUGAUCUAAGUAUCAGAUAUUAUUCCUGACCACCUACAGUAAGAAGGUUGGCCUUGUCAGGCGUUGUGUUAGAAUACCUUUUAACCCUCAAUUUAACAUUAUUUAAUGGUCUAUAUUCAGGUUGAGGGACAAACAUAAGGUUUCAGAUUUUCCCUAAGAAAAUGAAGGGUGCAUAUCCAGAAAUAUUUGGGAUAUUGGUAAGGGGCUUUUAAGUCAAUUAUAUUUGUUUAAUUUGAUGGUGUUAUGAUUUAUAUUACAUAUUUGAAUAAAAUAAGAACUUCCUUUUAUUCAAAACCAAGGAUAUUUGUAUAUGAAUGGUAUAUGGUAUA
Messenger RNA from Esox lucius (northern pike), 8322 nucleotides. RefSeq lists its product as uncharacterized. NCBI's taxonomy places the organism in Eukaryota, Metazoa, Chordata, Actinopteri, Esociformes, Esocidae. The transcript has 31 exons. The record is from RefSeq and is a predicted model, not a curated record.